GAGCAGCAGAGCAGAGCAGGGCCAGCACCGCCGUCGCGUCGCCGAUCGCCAAUCCUGGGGGCGCUUGUAGUGGUUGCCGCGCGCGAGAGAGUGUAGCGUAGCGACGAGAGGAGACGAGAGGAGGCGUCAGGCACAAGAGGAAGAAGAAGAAGAUAGUCGGAGUGUAGGAAGUGUUGUUGACCGUCUGUUGACGCGUUCAGCAGUGGGCAAGAAACCUUUCUGCUCUUGCUGCCCCGAGAGAGAGAGAGAGAGAGAGGGAGGGAGACACACACACAGACAGCGCGCCCUGUGAGUGAGUGAGUGAGUGAGUGAGGAGGGAGAGAGGAUUGCAGGAAUCAAACCCCACGAGAGAGAGAGUGUAAUCUCUGGGUGAUGUUUUGACUCGCACGACGGGUAGGGAGUGAGGAAGUAAUCGGGCGUUGAAAGUGGGGCGCUGGUGGAGCAAUUGGGGGACAGCAAGUGGGCGAGGGGGAGAAAAGGGAGAGACGAGCGUAGUCAUGACGGGAGGAAUUGCGAUCUCUGGUGGUAUGAUUCGGGAGCGCGGAACAAGCCAGCCGGAAAGCAUUGUCGUUCCGUGUGCGCGCUGAAAAAUCUGGACAUUUGGGCGACGGGUGUCGGGGGCAGUGCAGCGGAUUGCACGCGCACGCGCACGCGGUCGAACCUGACGGCUGGGUGCGAAUUGAGUGCGAUGUGGGCUCAAUGCUGUUGAAUGAAGAAGAUUUGACAACUGGGAAGCUGCGUUGCAUAUAUACCUUGUGAAUUCGUCUGUCAGUGUCGACGAUGUCCUCUGGCGUGUAGACCACCGCUCGUGUAUGUUCAUUAAGAAAUCGAUCACCGAGAAAACUCGAUCAGUGGACGAACCGCAGAGCAGCAGGUCUGUUUCUUGACCAGGCGGGAAGCUUGACCUCCUGUUCCUUACAGGGCUGACUCCGACGCUUUCGGAGGAGAGCCAGGGAGUGGAUGACUUGACGACGGCCGCGAGGAUACGGAGGACUUGAGAGGAAAGCGAGAGGUUUCGACAGUUUACGAAGGCAAUGCGCAGGACCAGGGGACGCUCGUAAAUUGCAGGAGGAGUGGAACAUGGGCUGUUUCUUUCCAAAAAACAAGAGCAAAGUCGCGCAGGCGGAUCAUCAGUAUGGGUCAAAAUCUGACCAUAUGUCGAACAACAAGCCGGUGGUGCUGCCCGACCCUCACAACAUCUCCAGAGAACAGCCCUCGAGGGCUUCACCGAGGAGCAAUCGAGUUAAGAAAGGGGGAAAGGGAGGGAAUGACUCCAUUAGCCCAACAGGAAGUGGCAGCAACUCCUCAUCCAGAUUGAAUGUUCAGUUUCCUCGUACUUUGUCUGCUCCUCACGACUACAGCUUUGAGGAUCCUGCCGGUGGCAAUGUCGAUGGUUCUAGCUCUGCAGCCAGUGCUACUCCGUUCUCAGCACCUCUGCCUUCGCGUCCUCCUCCUCUGGAUAUAUCGUCUUCUCCUUCAAUCGUUACCAACUCUGCACCUCUGACAUACGGAUCCUCACCUCUCUGCUGCGGUAUCCCUACAACUGUCGACUCAUCAGCAGAGUUGAGAAAUGCAUUGCUCGAGAAGAAGUCGUCAUCGUUCAACGACAAGAAGAGUUUUGGAGGCCGCCCAGUCCGUCUUCCCAAACCCCAAACCGGAGGACAUCCGUUGCCUCUUCCAUACUCUCCUGAUCGUUCGGAAGCGGGGAGCUUCGUGCUGUCUUCAGUUCUCGCUUCACCAAUUGGCGCCUCGCCGAGUCCUAGCCGAGGUCGAGAUGGAUACGGCCCAUACAGCCACGCCUUCAGGGCUUUGUCCAUGGGAGGACAUAAUCCUAUGGAUGCCAAGCCACUACCACCUCCAGCUCUCCCCACCGAAAGCCGAAGUCCAGUACGUGGAUUCUCGUUUGCCGAGCUCGCGCAGUCAUUUUCACCCGAGUUUAUGCUGGGCGAUGGCGUGUUCGGAACAGCCUACCGAGCCUGGGUCGAUGAUGGAGAAAACAAGAAGAUCGAAGUGGCUGUUGUCUGUCCUGUUUUAAAAUCGCUUCAGGGACCGAAGGAAUGGAUGGCUGAAGUCAAUUGGCUAGCGCGACUUCAAGAUCCUCGUUUGUGCAAGUUAAUCGGGUACUGCGCUGACGAGUCUGCAAGCCAGGAUGGUGAAGUUGUUCCUAGGGGUAGUAGGCGCCUUUUGGUAUACGAGUAUCUGUGUAAUGGAAGUUUGGAGAAAUAUCUCAAGGGCAAGGCGGGUCGGCAGUUGGAGUGGUCGACAAGAAUGAAAAUCGCACUGGACGUUGCUCAGGGCCUGGCUUAUCUUCACGACAAGGCUCCAUUCCAGGUCAUAUGUAGAGAUCUGAGUCCUGCCACCAUUCAGCUGGACAAGGAUUUCAGGGCAAAGGUAUCUGGUUUUGGAUUGGCUCGCUGCGGGCCUGAGGGUGACCAAGCUUCUCCCAUGGCUGGACCAUAUGCUGCGCCCGAGUCGGGCCUGAAUGGUGUCGUCACCCUUAAGAGUAAUGCCUGGAGUUUCGGAGUCAUACUGUUGGAACUACUCACCGGCCGGAGACACAUGGAUCCAAUUCAUGCUAAGGAGCAACAGAAUCUGGUACAGCUUACGAAGCCAUUUUUGAGGGACGAAGGCAAGCUCUUCCUCAUUGUCGACCCGGACCUAAACGGUAGAUAUUCUUUACGAGGAGCUCUCAAAUUGGCAAAUUUGGCCUUCCAAUGUCUACAGAAGGAAGCUUCUUUGCGGCCUAGUUUGAGUGAAGCCAUGGAGGUGCUGAGAACUGUUCAAGUGGACGAAGAUGCAGUGGCUGCGGAUCUGAAAAAGAGUCGCUCCUUCUCUCAGUCGAUGACCUCUCCAGUUAGCUACUCCAGGUCGACGUCGGAUAUCCUUCUGAGAUAUAGCAACGAAGGGAAGAAUUCUGGUGAGCUCAAACAGCUGAGGGAUCGGGAGGUUUCGAAGACAACUGCACCUGGUUCCGUAGGCUCAAGCCCUUCUUACAGCGAACUAAGGCAGGCAGGGGACGUGAAGCAGCGUGAGCGAGACUUUCAAAGGGUGGCCCUGCAAAUUGGUCUAGGAGCAAGUCCUGCCAAAAGCGAUUCCAUGGGGCAAUUGAAUGAAUCGAAGCAGCAAGAGCGGGAGCCGCCAAGGUUACCCACACUCGCACAGCCCUUACCCGUGAAUGACGCAAAGAAGCAGCUGCCGGACUCCAAACAAAUAGAGCGUGAGCUUCGGAAACUGGCCGGAGGUUCAAGGCUCGCCAGCCAAGUCAAGCUUAGCAACCACGACGCUCAAAAGCUACCUACACCCCAUCUCAUUGACUCGAUCCAGCCAGUGGACUCUACUAAGCAGCACGGCCAGGAGGCUCAGAAGCUUCCGUCACCUGCCCAGCCCCUCCAACAUGUAGAAUCUAGCGAGAAGAAAGAGCAGGCUUCGGAAGCUGGGAGCUUCCCCACUCCCGCAGGGGCUCUCGAAGAGCCCCGGCGAUCCAACGAGAUGCAGGACGAUCCAGAGACUUCGACUAUCCCGGACACGUCUGUCCAGUCGAUCGAGGGCAAGCCUGAUGCUCUCGACUCUCUCCAGCCGACGACCACCUCAGUGUCGUCGAACCAGCAAGUGCCAGAGGUUCAAAAGUCUGCACGUCCCUCGUCGGGUUCUCGAGCAUCGUGUGCCCCGGCCCUCACUUUCGAUCCCCCAAUGCUCAGGGAGGCAUUUUGAACUUGGUUUGAGUAGUAUCAUCUUAAGCCCUAUUUUUUUAACUUGUAUGUAUUGGGUCUUGAGGUAGAUAGCUGCCAGUAUCGAUUUUUCAUUCGAACUGGGGAGGAGGAGGCUUUCUCCUCCGCAGGCAUGUAAGUUUAGAAGUUAUUCACAAUCCAUCAUUCAGCUGAGAGAGGGUAUGUGAGCUCAUCUCGAGCUUGAAUCACACCAAUAGGGGUCUCUAGACGAUCACGGCUGUUGAUCAUCUGUACUCCAGGAUGAGUGCACUUGCAAAUUCGGACUCGGGAUGAUUUGAACUGUACAAUACUUAAAAUUUCACGUCCUUGAACGUGUUCAUUGUAAAAUCUCUACUCAUGUAUGUUGGUUGACUCUCUUUGCAUGUUGAGAUAAAGUUUGUUUUCUCUACCUAAACCCACACGACCGGAAUAUGAAACUUAAACGUCCUAGAAUGAAGUGAAAUUUGAAGAAAGGAGUUGGCGAUCCUUUCUGCUCUGUGUAUGCUCCUAGCUCCAGUCUGCAGAAGCCCGCGAGUGAACAAAUUCGCGGCAAUUCGAGCCCAUGGUUCCAACUACAUGCGAACACGUGUCUUAAUCAGCGGCUGCGCAUGUGAACUCCGGUCAGAUACGGAUCCCCUCCCCCUCCCGGCAAAUCCACGAGGAGCUUCAGAGUCCAGUCACUCCACCUGACGGCCAGUUCACUGGCUCAGUUGACUUCAAUUUCUCGAGAGCUGCCUUGUCAUAGGAAGGCUUUAACAGUUGUCCUUGAACUCUUGUCUCUUGUGCUGUCCCUCGCGG
Marchantia polymorpha subsp. ruderalis is the source of this 4505-nucleotide messenger RNA. Lineage: Eukaryota; Viridiplantae; Streptophyta; Marchantiopsida; Marchantiales; Marchantiaceae. The record is from the annotation of a GenBank genome assembly.